This is a messenger RNA of Didymodactylos carnosus, 831 nucleotides long. The record is from the annotation of a GenBank genome assembly. NCBI's taxonomy places the organism in Eukaryota, Metazoa, Rotifera, Eurotatoria, Philodinida, Philodinidae.
AUGCUGACUGAGCGAAUUUCAGAAAACGAUGCCUACCGACCUACGGAUGAUGUUCAAGUUCAAGAACUCGUCGACCACCUCUUCGAAAUUAUUCAAAACUUCCUCUCUGCCUCAUCAUUCGAAAUUGAAGAGAAAUCUACACUCGAUCAUGCAGACUCGUUCGAUUAUUCACCAGAGGAUGAAUGUCAAGAGGGCGAAGUGGAGGAGGAGGUGGAAUCGGACGAGGAAAUUGGAGAAAGUGACGAGCAACUCGUACAAAAGUUCUCCCUUGAGUAUAUGGAAAAGGUGCUGGACUAUUAUGACGAAAUUAACGAGACUGGGAAGCGAAAACGCAGUUGGAGGAGUGUUCAUAGUCGAUUUCGUCGAAUUCCGCAUCGGCAAUAUCUCUCUCGGUUUCGCGAUUAUGUUGUUCGCCAAGGGUCGAAGCGGCAAAAAACAGAUGAGAUAGAUUCAUUCGUAUUCGAAUUGUUCGAAGGUGCUCGUGAACAAUCUUUAUGCAUUCACGAUAAUGAUUUAAGGCGAUGGGCACUGCAGAAGGCUCGAGAACAAUCAAUGUUUGAAUUUUCCGCAUCCGUCCAUUGGCUUGCCAACUUUAAGCAUAGACACAAUAUUGUUUCUCGAAAAAUCACCAAAAUUGUGAGCAGACAUUCAAUCGAAAAUGUAGAUGAAAUCGAGAAAUCAGCCAAGGAAUUUGUAAAUGCAGUACGAGAACAGUCGAAGAAUUAUUCCCCAAAUGAAAUUUUCAAUACCGACCAGGUUGGUUUGGAGAAAGAAUUUCGAAGCACCCGUACACUCACUUUUAAAGGAGAAAAGACAACAAUAGGAUCGGUG